Molecule: messenger RNA, 5289 nt
Organism: Jaminaea rosea
Lineage: Eukaryota; Fungi; Basidiomycota; Exobasidiomycetes; Microstromatales
Product: Shikimate dehydrogenase
Exons: 2
Coding region: 75-5198 (1707 amino acids)
Biological process (GO): aromatic amino acid biosynthetic process; chorismate biosynthetic process
Cellular component (GO): cytoplasm
Molecular function (GO): shikimate kinase activity; 3-dehydroquinate synthase activity; shikimate 3-dehydrogenase (NADP+) activity
Source: RefSeq, a predicted model, not a curated record
CUCCUCCCUACUUUCCUCCUUCUCCUCACCACCGCAAACCCCCUUUUCUUCCUUCGUUGCUGCCUCCCUUCGCCAUGGCUGCUGACGCUCGAGUCACCGGCCAGAAGGAGGCCUCGUACCAUCUCCCGCCAGUCGACUCAGUCAUCCCCGCAGGCCAAAAUUUCACGAUUCAUCACCUGCGCUGUCUCGACGUCAAGAUCCACUUGGGAUUUUACCUCUUCCCGCACAUCUUCCACACCCUCUUCACCACGCUCAAGUCGUCCACGUACGUUUUGAUUCAGGAUCGGAAUGUUGCUGGUAUCUAUGGGCAAGCGCUGCAGCAGGCUUGGGAGACUGCGACACAAGGGAUGGAGAAGCAGCCUAGGCUUCUUACGUACACGCUACCGCCGGGGGAGAUGACAAAGUCCCGCCAGGUCAAGGAGGAGAUUGAGGAUUGGAUGCUCGAGCAGGGGUGUGUGCGUGAUACCGUACUGAUUGCAUUCGGCGGAGGCGUCAUCGGCGACUUGUCUGGCUUUGUAGCAGCGACCUUCAUGCGCGGUAUCAAGUACGUUCAGGUACCCACGACCCUCCUCGCGAUGGUUGAUAGCGCCGUAGGCGGCAAGACAGCCAUUGACACCCCUCACGGCAAGAACCUCGUGGGCGCCUUCUACCAGCCGCAGUACAUCUUCAUCGAUGCUGGUCUGCUUCGCACCCUCCCGGAACGGGAGUUCAGCAAUGGCAUGGCCGAAGUUGUCAAGACGGCAGCCAUUUGGGAUGCUGCAGACUUUGCGAAGCUCGAGUCAGAGUAUGCCGCCAUUCGCUCGGCGGUGCUCGACCGCGAGGCACAGCAGUCUGCGACGCAGGGAAGGCAUUCAUCGGACCGCACUAUUGCGCAGGACCUACUGCUUGAUGUCAUCCGUGGCUCUGUGGGCGUCAAGUCGCACAUUGUCACCAUCGACGAGAAGGAGACAGGUUUGCGCAAUCUCGUCAACUUCGGUCACUCCAUCGGCCACGCCAUCGAAGCCGUCCUCACGCCCGAAAUCUUGCACGGCGAAUGCAUUUCCAUCGGUAUGAUUCUGGAAGCAGAGCUCUCACGGCGCUUGUCAAGCUUCGCACAGGUCAACAUCGGCAGACUCACAAAGGUCCUCAAGGCUUACAAUCUGCCCGUGUCAGUCACCGAUCCGCGCAUCGCGUCUCUGGACAAGGCGAGAGAGCUCACGACACAGAGAAUCCUGCAGAUCAUGCGAGUGGACAAGAAGAAUGUUGGAGACACAAAGAAGAUCGUACUUCUUGCUGAGAUUGGGCGAUGUCAUGAGGAAAAGGCCACUGCUGUGCACGACGAUGUUAUUCGACGCGUCUUGGCACCGCAGGUCAGAGUCAUGCCCGUCAUCCAGGAAGCGGCCGCUUCGAGUACCCCCGCGAGGCUGUCAACACCCGGCAGCAAGUCCAUCUCAAACCGCGCCCUCGUCCUCGCGGCCCUCGCCAAGGGCACAACAAAGCUGCGCAACCUCCUUCACUCGGACGACACUGCUGUCAUGAUGACUGGCCUGGGUCAACUCAAGGCAGCUGAAUUCCAAUGGGAAGAAGGAGGAGAGGUAGUUGUGGUCAAUGGUCGAGGUGGCGCGCUCGUCACCCCGCCUACAGGCACGGAAAUCUAUCUCCAGAACGCAGGCACAGCAGCCCGCUUCAUGGCCACGGUUGUUGCCCUCGCCAAAGAUGCGGAAGGCAAGGGUCGCCCGACGGUCAUCACGGGAAACGCUCGCAUGAAGCAGCGCCCCAUCGCACCCCUUGUCGAAGCACUGCGCUCUAACGGCGUACAGAUUCAGCACCCAGAGCAAGACGGCUUCCUACCUCUUGCCGUGUCAGGCGAGCAAGGAUUCCGUGGGGGUCGCAUCGAGCUCGCUGCCUCCAUCUCAAGCCAGUAUGUCUCCUCUAUUUUGCUGUGCGCUCCUCUCGCCAAGGACGAGGAUGUUGUGCUCGAGCUGGUAGGCGGUAAAGUCAUCUCGCAGCCUUACAUCGACAUGACGAUCGCUAUGAUGAGGGACUUUGGUGCCAAGGUGGAGCGACUGGCCGACCCUAGUACGGGCCAGCCUACGGAUACGUACCGUAUUGCCCGCGGCGGGUACACCUCCCCUGGGGCUUACGACGUCGAGUCUGACGCAAGCUCGGCCACCUAUCCCCUCGCCCUCGCAGCAAUCACUGGCUCAGGUGUCGUGGUUGAAAAGAUUGGCUCUUCCUCGCUGCAAGGUGACGCACGUUUUGCCACAGAUGUCCUGGCGCCCAUGGGCUGCAAAGUCACCCAGACACCCACCGAGACACAAGUCCUCGGCCCAAGCGGUGGGGCGCUUCACCAGUUCGAGAGCGGAGAUGUUGACAUGGAGCCUAUGACGGAUGCGUUCCUCACUGCCGCCGUGCUGCUCGCCGUGGCUGGCCCUAACCCCGAAUCUGGCGCCAAGUCGACUCGAAUCCGAGGAAUCGCCAACCAGCGAGUCAAAGAGUGCAAUCGUAUUCAAGCAAUGAUGGACCAACUGGCCAAGUUCGGCGUCAAGACUGUUGAGCACGAGGACGGGCUUGAAGUCUUUGGCAUGGACAGGUCUCAGCUCAAGACAGGUGUGUCGGUGCACUGCUACGAUGAUCAUCGCGUCGCUAUGGCGUUUAGUAUUCUGGCAGCUGUUGUGCCUGGCAGAGAAGGCACGGUGCUUGAGGAGAAGAGGUGUGUCGAGAAGACGUGGCCUAAUUGGUGGGACGACUUGGAGACGAAGCUUGCUGGAGCGGUUCAAGGCGUAGACGGCGACCUUCUUGACCACCACGCUGCAGCUACCUCUUCGACAGCAGCGUCAUCGUCCCUCCUCACUACCCCUCUCAGCAAGCUCGACAACUCGCAAACACCGCGAGUCUACCCCAACGACGCGACAAUCUUCAUUAUCGGGAUGCGGGGCUCUGGCAAGACGCACCUGGGACAAGUGGCCGCUCGCGCACUGAGCCGCACCUUCCUUGACGCCGACGUCCUCUUCGAGGAGAAGCAUGGAGUGCUCGGCGAGUUCGUCAAAGCUCAUGGUUGGCCAGGCUUCAGGAAGGCAGAAGCCGAGCUGCUCGCCGACUUGAUCCGUUCGAGGGGAACAGGUUGUGUCAUCUCGCUGGGCGGGGGAGUAGUGGAGGGCGAGGCGAAUCGAGCGCUGCUCAAGGCCUACGCAAACAAGCAGGGGCCAGUAGUGCAUACGGUGAGGGAUUUGGCAGAGAUUGCCGCCUUCCUGUCUACGUCGGACCGACCGGCGUGGGGUGAGCCCAUGGAGGAUGUGUGGCAGAGGCGAAAGCCUUGGUUUGCGGAGUGCUCCAGUCAUGAGCUGGUGAAUCUGGCUAGUGUCUCUGGCCUAGCCAACAAGGCCAAUGGCGCCACGCCCAAUGAAAAUGCCGGCGCUCUGGACGCUUCGUCAUCAGCUGCGAUAUCCAUCGCUCCAGCGCGCAAUCAAGAAGCUCAAGUCUCGGCCUUCUUCCGAUUCAUCUCUGGCCAGGACACGAACCACGUCGAUAUCGCUGCGCAGAGUAUUGAUGGCCAGGUGCGCCCGAGCUACCUGCUCACCCUUACCUUCCCGGACUUGAUCCCCGCUCUGCCACUGCUGGACGAAAUCUCCACGGGCUCAGACGCUCUGGAGCUGCGUGUCGACCUGCUCUCACCCACGGGUGCAGCGCCCAAGGAGCCGGCCGUGCCGCCGAAGGAGUACGUGGCCCUUCAGCUCACCGCACUUCGCCAGCGCACUAGCCUGCCUAUCGUCUUUACGGUCCGCACCAAAUCGCAAGGUGGCCUCUUCCCUGACAAUGCGCAGGACGAGUACUUCAGCCUCGUCCAGCUCGCUCUCCGCAUGGGCGUUGAGUACCUCGAUGUUGAGAUUCAGUGGCCCACUGUCGCACUCGAGGCCUUGCGCGCCCAGAAGGGGCGUACGCAGAUCUUGGCAAGCUACCACGACUGGACGGGCAAGCUCAACUGGGCAAGCACCGACACCUGGUCGCACUACGAGCGUGCAGUCAAGUAUGGUGACGUGCCCAAGCUUGUAGGCAAGGCCAACACAAUGCAGGACAACUGGGACCUGGAGACCUUCCGCCUGAAAGCCGCGAAAGCUCACCCGAGCAAGCCAUUGCUGGCGAUCAAUAUGGGCUCUCUGGGGCAGGCGUCGCGUAUUCUGAACACCACGCUCUCGCUGGUUACGCACGAAGCCAUGCCUUUCCCUGGUGCACCGGGGCAAAUGUCUGUCGCGCAAGUUCAACGGGCGCGUCACCUGCUUGGCUUGAUGCCGCAGAAGCGCUUCUUCCUCUUUGGCAGCCCCAUUGCCCACUCCCUCAGCCCGUGCUUGCACAAUACCGCGCAUCAAGCUCUCGGACACCCGCAUGUCUACGAGCGCUUUGAGGCCACUGAGGUAACGCAGCAGCUGAAAGAGUUGAUUCGAAGUAACGGGUUCGGCGGUGCGAGUGUGACUAUCCCCCUCAAGGUCGCCAUCAUGGCAGAGAUGGAUGAGCUGACGCCUGUGGCGACGAUCAUCGGAGCGGUCAACACAGUCAUUCCUGUGCGCGACCAAAGUGGCAAGCUGCGCUUGAUUGGCGACAACACCGACUGGAUGGCUAUACACUCGCUAUGCAAGCAGCACCUUCCCGGUGCCACCACCAGCAAUGCCGCCCCUCUGACCUCCCUAGUAAUCGGAGCAGGCGGAUCAGCUCGUGCUGCUCUCUACGCUGCCUACCGAUUGGGCUCGCAGCGCAUCUUCCUCUACAACCGCACCCUUUCGAAGGCCCAGGAGCUUGCGCAGUCGCUGCCAAAGGAGUGGAACAUCGUCGUCCUUGACUCCCUUGACGCUGCCGAGCUGGUGGAAGCCAAGCCGCGCGCGAUCAUCUCUAACGUCCCCGCCGACGGUACGAGUCUUUCUGCUACCUCUGGCGCCGGGGUCAUCCUCCCUUCCACCCUCCUGCAGGGUCGAGGUGGGGUAGCGGUGGACAUGAGCUACAAGCCGCACAAGACGCCGUUGCUCGAAUUGGUGGACAAGACCAACAACGAAGCGGCAACGGCAACCCUUUCUGCCUCCGACGCAGGGUCAACGGGUAGAUGGACCGCUGUCCCUGGUCUGACCAUCUUGCUUGAGCAAGGCUGUCAGCAGUUUAAAUUGUGGACGGGACGUGAGGCGCCUAGGGCGUUGGUGGAGAGGGAGUGUUGGGCGGAGUAUGUAAAGUAGUGAGGGGAAGGAAGGGUCAGAAGCGCUGAGACGAGGGUAAGCAAAGUACUCUAGAUGAUGGAAUAUGGAUAUCGAUGACAUUGCGCAUGCC